UUUAGUAAAAAUCUAUUUUUAGUAUGUGUUAAGUAUAUUUAUUAUGAGUGUAUACAAAGAAAAAAAUAUUUAACAAUAUUAAGUUUAAGACUAAAAUAUACUGCAAGUAAAAUAACGAUUUAUCUUAUCUUUUUGAAUCAUGAGAUCAAUCACUUGGUUUAUAGUUUUCUGUGUUUUCAUGUUCAUCGCUUUAAACCAUGUUAAAGGACAAUUGAAACCAACAGGGUGUCAAGUUGGACAAAGUUACCGUGGAAAAUGUUGAACUAACGAAACCAAGAUGUGCCUACAUGAUUUGAAGCCACCUAAACUACUAGAAACUAAGCGUUGUGAUUGUCAAGACAUGCUUGGGACAUUUAAGGGCUGGCAUUUCUGCACAUGUUAUAGUGGUCGUCCUGGCUGCUAAGUUUUACUAAUACCUUUUUCAUAAAAAUCUAUUUACUAAUACCUAUAAUUUCAAGUCUUUUUGGUGUUGAUCUAAUAAACGAUAUAUCUUAUUAUAUAAA
Messenger RNA from Arabidopsis lyrata subsp. lyrata, 503 nucleotides. Its product is annotated as putative defensin-like protein 238. The record is from RefSeq and is a predicted model, not a curated record. Lineage: Eukaryota; Viridiplantae; Streptophyta; Magnoliopsida; Brassicales; Brassicaceae. The coding region runs from base 140 to 262 and encodes 40 amino acids. The transcript has 2 exons.